AUGGCGAGGUGGCGUCCUGAGCAGCGCGGCGGUGGUGCGACGGCUCCUCCCUCCUACCCGACGCUCUCCCUCUCACGGAUCCCCUCUCCUCUCUUCCCCUUUCUUUCUUCUUUUCUAGCUGUUGGGUUUUGGCUGUGGGUGUUGGAUUAUUUUGGGGAAAAGGACCCCUCAUCUGAAAAUCAGGUCUAUAAAAUCAAAGUAAGGCUUAUUAAGUCUUGGUCACUAACUUAUUCUGAGCUUAAGUAUCAGAAACUGAUGAUAGAACUGGUCGUGAUGGAUGAAAUGGGAGAUCAUAUUCAAUGUACCAUAAGGAAUCCUCUUGGGAGACUAUUUGAGGGUGACUUAUCUGAUGGCAAAGUAUACACAAUAUCCAACUUUUCAUUGUCACUGAAUGAUCAGAAGUACAAACCAACAACUCAUUCUCAUCGUAUAUAUUUUAAGAGAGAAACUCAGCUUAGGAUUAUUCAUGAGCUUGGCUUCAUUGAUCAUAGUUUCCAUUUCGUAUCUAAUGAACUGAUACUCAAGCAUUCCAACCCUCAGUCCCACUUAAUUGAUGUUAUUGGCUUGAUUACUGGGAAUGGUGACACGAUUGAGUUUACAAGGAAUGGCAAGAGUUGUGUAUACAUUGUGGUUGAACUUGAUGAUAUGAAGGGUAAUGGUAAAAUUAGGUGUACUCUGUGGGAAGAGUAUGCAAAGAUGUUAGUUAAGCAUAUUGAGGAUCAACCCACAUAUGAGUAUAUAAUAAUAAUUCAAUUUGCAAAGUUCAAUCUCUUCAAGGGCUCAAUGGGUGUAUCUAAUACAAAUUGCAACUCCAUUUUGUACAUCAACGCUGACUUUCCAGAGGUGAAGGAUUUUAGAAAGAGUGUUAUAAUGAAUGGUACCUAUGUCACAUAUGGGACUGUUGUUGCUAUUAACUACAAGAGUGGCUGGUGGUACAAGAUUUGCAAGCAUUGUUUCCAUGCUCUAAAGGAAUCUGAGAAUUCAUUCCAUUGUGUUACAUGUGACACAUUCCCAAAUUCUCAUGUUCUUAGAUUCAGUAUAAAUUUAAGAGUUGCUGAUGAAUUAGAUACCGCCUCCUUUAUACUAUAUGACAAAGAAGCUAGCAAAUACCUUGAUGUAUCUGCUUCUGAUAUGCGCCUGUCUCAUGUCAACAAGGGAGGUUUGAAGGAUGAAUAUCCUCAGGAGCUCAAUGCUUUCGUUGACAAGAACUUCAUAUUUAAAAUUUCAGUUAAGAUGGAAGAUAUCAAUGCUUUCCAACCAUGCAAAAUUUUUAUACUUAAGCUUUGUGCUGAUAAUUCAAUCAUCUCAAAAUUUCUUGAUAAACACAAGAUAUAUAAUCAAACAGGUUCGCCUUCCAUUGAGAUAAUUGGUGAUGAUAAUACUGAAUCAUUUUCGACUCCAAAAAGGGGACUCAUCGAGGCUGCUUCAUGUACCAAAAGUCUUAUUGAUGUUUAUCCAGAUUCUGAGAACCAGUCAUCUACUAAGUCUCGGAAGAUUACUGUUGAAUAA
Messenger RNA from Arachis ipaensis, 1509 nucleotides. The record is from RefSeq and is a predicted model, not a curated record. NCBI's taxonomy places the organism in Eukaryota, Viridiplantae, Streptophyta, Magnoliopsida, Fabales, Fabaceae.